AUGGCGAUGGCGGGCAAUGGAAGGACUCGCUACGAAGGCGGUGGGGCCGAUGAAAAGUCCCGCAAGUGGUCUUUCAGUCCAGAGAUAAAUGAAGACCUGCAGACAGCUUUUCAGGAGGCUGGACAAAAUAAUUCUACUAGCAUUUCUGCUGCCACUGGGAUAGCAAAGCUUCAACAAAUUUGGAAACAUUUUUUUUGUAUUGCUAGGAGUUCAGAAAGCUUUGUGUGAUGUCAUUGUAUGAGGAUGAGGAUGAUAGAUAUGAGGUGUGGGUGAUGGAGGAGUAUGGGGUGGUUGGAUCAUGGGUCAAACGUCAUUCCUUUUUGCAUUUUUCUAGUGAUGCGUAUAAUCUAUUUGGAUUCACAUCAAACUAUGCAUUUCUUCUUUUAGAUGAGGAUGGCCAUAUUCUUUUGUAUGAUUCAGCCACACACAAGACUAAAAUCUUGGAGAAACCUUGUCGUGGAGAAUAUAGUAUAAAUAAAAUUGUGGAGUAUGUGGAAAGUCUUGUUUGGGUAGCACCUGUCAAGCAUGAUGAGAUGUUGGAUGGUGCCGAAGAAAAUUAAAAUCCAGAGAUGUCAAGUAUGAUACAAAGUUUCUUAUUUUUGUUUAUGUCAAGUAUCAAAUUUUACUACAUUACAUCCAUAUUCUCUCUUGUUAUUUUGAUC
Lactuca virosa is the source of this 662-nucleotide messenger RNA. Lineage: Eukaryota; Viridiplantae; Streptophyta; Magnoliopsida; Asterales; Asteraceae. The record is from the annotation of a GenBank genome assembly.